GGCGGGUCUGUCAGGUUCGUGCGGCAUCUGCGCAUUUAUCUCCGUGCCGCGCGUCAUGUCCAAGGGUUGUGUGUGACCUGUGGGCAGAUAGUGCGCAUACCUGACGGUUCGUAGUCUCCAGGGCUUGUGUUUAGGCAAGUUAUUAAUUUGCAGGCGGCGCGUCAAACUCGCGGCCAAAACAUGGCAUCGGCUGCACCGAGGAAGGUUUUGAUCGCCAUGGAUGGGAGCCGACAUUCAAACUUCGCGUUUGACUACUUUGUCAACCAUGUUUGGCGGGAAGGAGAUGAAGUUCUGCUCGUCCACGCUGCUGAUCACGGCUCGCUGACAUCCGCACCUCUUUUCUCUACGGACCCAAUGUUUGUGUCUAAGCUGCUGAAUGAAGAGGAAACAGAAAUAAAGAAUCUGAUGGAGAGACUGGAAGGAAAGCUAGCCUCCUCUGGUGUGGCGGGGCGUGCGGUGCGCUACUCGGCGAACACCCCGGGGGAGGCGGUGGUGAAGGCGGCGAGAGAAGCUGGCGUCGACUUGAUCGUAACCGGAACUCGCGGCUUGGGGAUGCUGCGGCGAACGAUCCUGGGCAGCGUCAGCCAGUACAUCUUGCACCAUGCUGACGUUCCGGUGCUGAUCUGUCGCGAGAAAUGACGCCUCACUUCAGACACUCAUCUGACCCGCUGCUGAGGUCAAAUCGAAGAUGUGUGUGUAAAGGUGGGGAGGGUGUGUCUCGACAACAUACGUAUGUGGCUGAAUGACUUCCUUGAUGUUAAUGAUGUUAGGUGUUAUCCCAAUUUACCGCACAGUCUGUCAUGGGUGCGUUCGAUCGUCUCUUAAGGGUCAGUAUUUUAUAGCAUGCAUUUCUAGGUUUGAUAUGUGCCUUUGAGUGUAUCUGUAACUGUUAAGAGUUACUGAUUGGUUAAUUUUCCGUUCAAGUACAUUGAUCAACCUAUGAGAAUGUAAAAUAAUUAAAUGACAUUUGGCUUCCAUUGAUAACCCGCUCGGGAUCAGCCUGCUCCCUCUUCCAAUUAAUAUUUUGUCUUCAUAUCAAUGCCAAUAUAUGAGUGCAGAGAUUAUAUGCUCUUGGUUCAAUCAAUCAAUCAAUCAAUCAAUUGUUAUAGUUUACCAUCAUUCAUCGAUUAGCUUAUACAGAUUUACAUAGCUUUUAAUACAAUUUGUUGUGGGAAGAGGGGGAGGCUAUAUCGCUCAGUUCUUAUAUUUUUGUUUUAUAGCAACCUGUUUGAGCGAUCUGUAAGUGUGAAAGGAAUUGCAAGAAAGCAUUCAUUUGUACACUUGAGAUGUUUAAACGACCCAUCUGAUCUCUACCACUCAUCUGCAUCUUUGAGGUAAGAGGGGUAGGAGAGCUGUUUAGAACAGAUGCCGUAGGUAGAGCUGUCGGACUGCAUGCCUUGAAUGCCUCUGUUGUGGGGAGCACGGUGCUGUCGGAGGAAUGUGCCGGCAUAUCAAAUUCUAAAGUUCACUCGGGUUCCACCUUCACCGAACAACUUUUUGCACUAAAAAUAGAGAGCAUUGUGACACGUCUGAUACUUUAAAAUGCCAAACAGUAUUACGGUAUAAUAAAUCAUCCGCUAGUCAGCGGACAAGUUGACCUCAGAACUUUCGUUGCUGUGCUUGUCUUUCUUGGAUGACCUAGAGAAAGUGCUUGACGCCAUCUGGGUGUAGAAAUUUCGGUCGAUUAAAGUGCAUCUUUAAAGAUGUACAAGACUACAAA
Molecule: messenger RNA, 1720 nt
Organism: Pomacea canaliculata
Lineage: Eukaryota; Metazoa; Mollusca; Gastropoda; Architaenioglossa; Ampullariidae
Product: universal stress protein YxiE-like
Exons: 4
Coding region: 181-639 (152 amino acids)
Source: RefSeq, a predicted model, not a curated record